UGCUAACUGCUGCCCCUUGUCGAGAGAUCCGUUCCCACAAGCACGGGCAGUGAAUAUGAAGGAUAUGAUUCACUGGGGACACACGGACUAUUUGUUUGUUAGCUGGAUCAACAACCACAUUUAAACUCCCUAAAUUUUCCAAAUACUCCAAUACCCCAACAUCACAACAUCUCGAAAUACAAAUAACUCAACAACCAAAUAACAACCUCAUCGAACUGUUGCCAAUAUGCCAGCAGCUACUCAGCAUCAGAGGAAAGUCCUGAAAGACGUGUCCGCGGGCACGGAUUUCACUCUCGAUCCUACAGCAUCUUUCGUAUCCGAGGUCAAUCGCCUGGCGUUGACACUUGGUUGGUUUCCGGGUGACGGAGCGUUCCAUCUGUUGUGGAUGGCCUGUUUCGGCACGCCCCCAUCAUCACGACAAGUCCGGGCAUGCAAGCCAAAUUCUGAGGGCAGUGUCCCUGGAGCUCCCGUCGACAAUGAGUCUACAGAGAAUGAAUCAGAUUCGGACGAGACUGUCAGGGCCGGGGACAAUCGUUCGAAUCGUGUUCCAUCUUUGGCAACUGAAUUCAAGGAACGUGCCGAGUAUUUCGGUUGGAGCAAACGCAGUCAGAGGUAUCGCUCUGAAAGGAUCAUGUUCUUGGUCAACAAAUUCGAAGAAUUCUUCGACCCGGAUGAAAGUAACUUGACGACGUGGCAGAACCUCUGCCAUGAGGUCGGAGUUUCGCCAGUCCCCUCAUCGAUCACCCAGUGCAAGAAGGCUUUGGGUCGCGUUCACGUGAACCUCGUCAAUCUCCUCGAGCACCUCCGUGAUCGAACUGUCGUUCUACGCACCUUCAGUUCAAAUGCAAAGCUGACGGAAUACGUCAGGCAAGACCGAAGCCGGGUGUUCCCCAAGGAGGCCGCGAAAAUGAAUGUAUACAUCAAGGCUCUUCUCGAGCGACUCUUCCCGGCAUGGUAG
Messenger RNA from Aaosphaeria arxii CBS 175.79, 958 nucleotides. RefSeq lists its product as uncharacterized. NCBI's taxonomy places the organism in Eukaryota, Fungi, Ascomycota, Dothideomycetes, Pleosporales. The record is from RefSeq and is a predicted model, not a curated record. The transcript is spliced from 3 exons. The coding region runs from base 227 to 958 and encodes 243 amino acids.